AUGGCUCUGCCUGGUCAGCAACCCUUCAAGCGAGUGCGCACAGACGGAUUUGCCUGUUAUUCGGUCGCCUUCUCCCCCUUCUUCCCGACCAAGCUUGCGGUUGCUGGAGCAGCCAACUUUGGACUUGUCGGGAACGGGAGGCUGAGCGUCGUCAAUCAGGAUGCUGGGCCAGGGCCGGCGGGUGCGAUGGGUCAGGGAGGAAUGGGUAUGCGGGUGGAAAAAGGAUUCGACACGCAGGAUGGACUGUACGACCUGGCGUGGAGUGAGAUUCACGAGAACCAGAUUGCGACGGGGAGCGGAGACGGGAGCGUCAAGCUGUGGGAUACGAUGCUGAAUGAUUUUCCGAUUCGGAAAUGGCACGAACACCAGCGGGAAGUCUUCAGCGUCGACUGGAGCAACACGCAGAAGGAGCUCUUCUGCACGAGCAGCUGGGACGGCACGAUCAAGAUUUGGACGCCCGACCGCCCCGCCUCGCUACAAACGAUCCCCGCUCACUCCGCCUGCGUCUACUCCGCUCUCUUCUCCCCCUCCCAACCCUCUCUCAUCGCCUCCUGUUCCUCCGACGGCACCCUCAAACUCUGGGACACGCGAUCCCCUCUCCCUCCUUCUCAGCCCUCUGCACCUGGCCAACCCGCCCUCGCGACUCCACAACUAACGAUCCCCGCGCACCCAAACGCCGAGAUCCUCGAUCUCGACUUCAACAAGUACGCGCCGCACCUGAUAGCGACGGCAUCCGUCGACCGGACAGUCAAAGUGCACGACAUGCGCGCUGCGUCCUCCACUCCGCCCGCCGGCGCCGCUCCAGGCAUGCCCUACGUCCAGCCCAACACGACCAUCGCCACGCUGCUAGGCCACGAAUACGCAGUUCGGCGCGUCGCAUGGUCUCCACACUCUUCUGCCCUGCUCGCUACCGGGUCAUACGACAUGACUUCGCGGAUUUGGAGCGUUGCGGCUGCGGGCGGGGGUGGUCAAGUGGGUGGGUUCUCGGCGCAGGGAGGGAUGGGAGCGAGGAUUGAGAGAGUGUGGGAUAGGCAUACCGAGUUUGUGGUGGGCGUGGCGUGGAGUUUGUAUGAGGAGGGGCUCGUGGCGAGUUGUAGCUGGGAUCAGGAGGUGCAUCUGUGGCGGUAG
Messenger RNA from Rhodotorula toruloides NP11, 1128 nucleotides. Its product is annotated as peroxisomal biogenesis factor 7. The transcript is spliced from 5 exons. Gene Ontology annotation, cellular component: cytosol; peroxisomal matrix. The coding region runs from base 1 to 1128 and encodes 375 amino acids. NCBI's taxonomy places the organism in Eukaryota, Fungi, Basidiomycota, Microbotryomycetes, Sporidiobolales, Sporidiobolaceae. Gene Ontology annotation, biological process: protein import into peroxisome matrix. The record is from RefSeq and is a predicted model, not a curated record. Gene Ontology annotation, molecular function: protein binding.